This is a messenger RNA of Aspergillus melleus, 1206 nucleotides long. RefSeq lists its product as uncharacterized. Gene Ontology annotation, molecular function: O-methyltransferase activity. The transcript is spliced from 2 exons. Lineage: Eukaryota; Fungi; Ascomycota; Eurotiomycetes; Eurotiales; Aspergillaceae. The coding region runs from base 1 to 1206 and encodes 401 amino acids. The record is from RefSeq and is a predicted model, not a curated record.
AUGUCGUCCCCUUCGGUUUCUGCAAUGUUACAAGAUAUUGCCUCAACUGGAAAGGCACUUGAAAACAAUGAAGCUGGUGCAAGAGAGGGCCUUAUUGAACUUGGCCGCGCUUUGGUCGCGCAGCUGGAAAUCCCGAGCGAGUUCAUACAGCACAGCUUCUGGGCACAGCCCGCUAUGUCCUCCAUCAUCCGCCUUGCCGUCGAUAUCAAUUUGUUCCAGCAUCUCAAGGAGGCUGGCGACGCCGGAUUUGAGCCUAAAUUACUGUCUGAGAAGACCGGGGUCGACGUUAUCCUGCUUCAACGCCUCUUACGCCAUCUCGUAACCAUGCACGUCAUCGCAUACUACAACGGAACAUUCCAAAGCACAAUAUUGAGCAACGAGCUGGCGAAGGAAAAAUACCAGCAUAGCAUCUCGUUCUGCUACGAUGCAUCAAGACCAUCCUUUGGGGGUCUCCCCGAACUUUUCAAGAAAACAGGCUACAAAUCUCCUACGCUUGGAGGAACAGACGGUCCAUUCCAGGCCGCACACAACACCCAGCUCCCUUUCUUUGAGUGGCUAGUCUCGACGCCGCCCCAUCUCCAGCAUUUCGAUUCGUUCAUGGCGGCGUACCGAGCCGGUAAGGCUGAUUGGUACGAGCCUGGAUUCUAUCCUGUCUCCGAGCGCCUGAUUACGGACUGGGAUAGUAGCGUCAGCGACGUGCUACUUGUAGAUGUAGGCGGCGGGAGAGGUCACGACGUCGCGGCUUUCACGUCCCGGUAUGGCUCCCACCCUGGUCGGAUCAUUCUCCAGGAUCGAGAGCCUGUCAUUGCUGGCGUGCUGGCUUGUAACAGCAACAAAGUGCAGCGAUUCGAGGUUCAAGCCCAUGACUUCUUCACGCCACAGCCUAUUCAAGCGGCGCGAGCAUACUACCUUCACUCUAUUCUCCACGAUUGGAGCGAUGAGGAUGGGGUGAGGAUCCUACAGAACCUGAUCCCUGCUCUGAAGCCAGGAUAUUCGAGGGUCCUGCUCAAUGAAAUUGUGGUCAGCGAGGAGAAACCGACUUUGGCAGCCACGAGUAUGGAUUUGAUGAUGCUGGCUCAUUUUGCAGUCCGGGAACGAACUGAGGCAGAUUGGAGAGCAAUUUUGGAGAAGGCUGGGCUCCGCGUGGUGAAGAUCUACACUUAUCCUGGGGUUGCGGAGAGCGUGAUUGAGGCAGAGCUUGUUUGA